Echinops telfairi (small Madagascar hedgehog) is the source of this 1670-nucleotide messenger RNA. RefSeq names its product cyclin D1 (gene CCND1). Gene Ontology annotation, molecular function: cyclin-dependent protein serine/threonine kinase regulator activity. The transcript has 7 exons. Gene Ontology annotation, biological process: mitotic cell cycle phase transition; positive regulation of G1/S transition of mitotic cell cycle; regulation of cyclin-dependent protein serine/threonine kinase activity. Gene Ontology annotation, cellular component: nucleus; cytoplasm; cyclin-dependent protein kinase holoenzyme complex. The coding region runs from base 1 to 1146 and encodes 381 amino acids. The record is from RefSeq and is a predicted model, not a curated record. Lineage: Eukaryota; Metazoa; Chordata; Mammalia; Afrosoricida; Tenrecidae.
AUGCGUGACGUGGUGGUGCUGGAGAAGACCAUGGAGAGUCCGCGGCUGCUCGGAGGACAGCCCGCUCUGGCUCUGAAGAAGGACGGCCAGUGCGCUCCUCAGAGGCGAGGACGGCCUUCUGCUGCGGGGUACCGGGAGUCGGUGUCGCGGAGCCACCAAGCACGUGGACCACCAUGCGUGCCCCCAAAGCGAGCUGCGAGGGAGCAGGGGAACCGCCCCCCGAACUCCGUGGCCCGCCUUCGGAAGCGCUUUCCAGUGCGCUUUAAGAGCUUAACAAUAGAAAUCUCGGCGGAGGCCAAGCCAAGUCCUUUCAAGUCGCCGCCAGAGGCGGCGAGCUGGGCGCCCGGCCCCGUGGCCGUCCCCGCGUCCCAUUCGGUGCAGGCCCGGGGCCAGCCGUACCCCUACUCCGAGGCCCCCCAUGGGUCCGGGCCCCCGUCUGCGUCGCCACCCGCGGUCUGCGAGGAGCAGAAAUGCGAAGAGGAAGUGUUCCCGCUAGCCGUGAACUAUCUGGACCGCUUCCUGUCGCUGGAGCCCGUGAAGAAGAGUCGCCUGCAGCUGCUGGGGGCCACCUGCAUGUUCGUGGCCUCCAAAAUGAAGGAGACCAUCCCCCUGACCGCUGAGAAGCUGUGUAUCUACACGGACAACUCCAUCCGGCCCGAUGAGCUGCUGCAAAUGGAGCUGGUGCUGGUGAACAAGCUCAAGUGGAACCUGGCGGCCAUGACCCCCCACGACUUCAUCCAGCAUUUCCUCCUCAAGAUGCCCCUGGCGCCCGAGAACAAGCAAAUUGUGCGCAAACAUGCGCAGACCUUCGUGGCCCUCUGUGCCACAGACAUGAAGUUCAUUUCAAACCCGCCCUCCAUGGUGGCGGCCGGGAGCGUGGUGGCCGCGGUGCAGGGUCUGCACCUGGGCAGUGCCAGCAGCCUCCUGUCCUACCAUGGCCUCACUCACUUCCUGUCUAAAGUCAUCAAGUGCGAUCCGGACUGCCUCCGGGCCUGCCAGGAGCAGAUCGAAUCCCUGCUGGAGUCCAGCCUGCGUCAGGCCCAGCAGCAGGGGAUGGACCCCAAGGUUUCGGAAGAGGAGGAGGAAGAGGAGGAGGAGGUGGACCUGUCCUGCACCCCCACCGACGUGCGAGAUGUGAACAUUUGAGGGCGCAGGGCGGCCCCCACCCACUGCCACCCCGGGGACAGGCUGGGCAGCGGCCAGCACCCCACCAGGGACAAGGCACCGUGCUCCCUGACGGCACGGCGCCUUCCAGAACAUUCCGCUGCCUGAAGGAAACUGCCGUGUCUCUCUCUCUCUUUUUUUUAAGUCGAGCCCCCGCCCCCAGCCUUAUGGUUUUUCUCCUUGCCUCUAUGACCUACUUACGACAAAGGAGAAAAAAUAUAUAUAUAUAUAUCUCCCCCACCACUGCCUUUGAAAAAGAGAGAGAGAGAAAAAGAGAGGGCGGGAGGGGGGGUGGGGAGAACGUAGUUAUUUGCAUAACCCUGCUUCGGGGGAGGGGGUUUGUGUACCCAGGAUAGAUUUUACACCCCAGUAAUCAACUAGUUUUUAUAUUCAUGGGUUUGUGCGUCUGCGUUAUAAGAAUAGGCAUUAAUAACACACCGGAAUUGUAUACGGGGAGGGUGAAGUUAGAUUCUUCACGUGUUGAAAAAAAUAAAAAGACAAAUGGG